Salmo salar (Atlantic salmon) is the source of this 6604-nucleotide messenger RNA. RefSeq names its product myb/SANT-like DNA-binding domain-containing protein 4. NCBI's taxonomy places the organism in Eukaryota, Metazoa, Chordata, Actinopteri, Salmoniformes, Salmonidae. The record is from RefSeq and is a predicted model, not a curated record.
UUUGGCAAACAUUAACUGUCCGAUUCACUCUUUCUCCUUGCGCUGCACACACCGGGCCGCCAGCAGCCACUCGGACCGGGUCCACGAGUCACACCGGAACGGCCGGCGCACGCCUCCCUUUAAGGCCAGUUUCAGUGAAGAACCGGUAGACCGAAGUUCCGCUUUUAGCUAACGUCACCUCUCGUAAUGUAUUUGGCUAGCACUGACAGCUUCUGUGAAGUAUCUAGCCAUUUUAGCUAACUGUUAGCUGUCAGGCAAGUGUGUCGGCACUUUAAGCGCCGCAAACCACAAAAACAUACUUAACUAGCAGCUCAUGAGAGUUUGAUAAGGCAGCAUGUCUCCUCCUGAACAGUUUGCUUCACUUGAAGAACAUGCCAACUAGCUAUAACAACACGACUCGUGGACCCACCGGAACAACUGGGGGUGGUGACAACGGACGGACCAAUGGGAAGGAUGUUUACAGUGCGUCUCGAAAAUGUUCCGAUUCACAUUUUGGCGUUGAUGAGCAUCUGAUUUAUUCUCUACGAUUGAUAGGGAGGAAGCUGAGCUCUGUUCUGGUUGCCUGAGGACACACCCGCUGUAGCACUUACCUGUGCUGUGUGAACCUUUGCGUGAACUAAGGGAGUGUGUCACCAGAGGCAGGACAGCGGGAUUCUUCUCAACCUUCAUUCAUCGAUCUACAACACUCACUUCCUGAAGUCCAAGCUAGCCUGACUGCUCUCUCCCUCUCUCUGUAUCUAUUCAUCCAUCCAUCCCUCUUUCACACUUCUCCAUGCCUUUGCCCAAUUAUGUCCCUCUGUAAGACUUCUGUCUCUCCAUCCCUCCGUGAUCUAUCUCUCUGUCCAUCUGCGUGUGCGUCCCUCCUGACCGCCAGGCUGGAUUUCCUGCAGAUGAAACACUUGAAGAGGAAGAGGAAGAGUAACUACAGCGUUCGUGAGACACAGACACUGAUCCGGGAGAUCCACAAGCGACGAGACGUGCUGUUCUCCCGCCAGCAGAACACCGCCAUCAACGAGCUGAAGAGACGAGCCUGGGAGGAGGUAGCAGGAGGAGUCAACUCACUGGGAGAGGGCGAGCUACGCACAUCUUCAGAGGUGAAGCGGCGUUACCUGGACUGGCGGUCGCUAAUGAAGAGGAAGCAGCUCCGUGCUGAGCUGUCUCUCUCCACAGGGCUGAAGGCAGAGUAUGAUCCGUCCUCCCCUGAACACAACGCCUCACUGGGCUCAAGGGACCAGUCGCUCGACCUCUCUAGCUUUCCCAAGGAGUCCCAGUGCGACUGGCAGGACCUGGCGGAUCUUGGAGAGCCCAGCGGACACGCAAUGUCUACAGGGGUUAAGAUGGAGGAGGAGGCCAAUGGAUACAGGGUGAUGAUCUCUCUGGAGGGUGAUAGCGGAGAUGGUGAGGUAGAGGAGGAGGAUGAUGAUGGUGAUGAAGAAGAAGAUUGUUUCCCCUCCCUCCUACCCGACAUGGGAGAGCGCGAUGUACGCAUCCCGGAAGUCUUCUCACACAUUGAUGAGUUUGGAAUGCUCAGCGCCUCAAAGGGGACAGCGACCUCGAUAAAUCGGGACCCCUCAUUGGGCGGAAUGGGCUUUGCUGGGUUGGGACUGGCCAAUCACGAGAGUACGGGACUUGUGGUUGGUUUGGAGAAGCAGCGUGUGGAACUGGAGAAGCAGCGUCUGGCUGUGGAAACGGAGCGGCUAGCGGUGGAGAGAGAGAGACUCCUACUGGAUAAGGAGAGACUGAGUCAGUCGAAGGUGGAGAGGGAGAGACUGCAGCUGGAGAAAGAGAGACUGCAGCUGGAGAAAGAGAGACUGCAGCUGGAGAAAGAGAGACUUAGGCUGUUGCUCAUGAACCAAUCAGAACGGGCUGCUGCUCCCCCCCAGCAAGGCCCUCCCUCCUCCUCCACCCCUACCACCUCCUCUUCCUCUACUGUGGAUGGACCAAAUGAGAGAAAGGAGAAUAAACCCUUGCUUUCUAUGAUAGAUAUGGAGGGUGAGAGACUGAGCCUGGAGAAGGACAGAUUGCAGUUAGAGAAAGAGAGGCUACAGUUCUUUAAAUUUGAGUCUGGACGACUGCAGAUAGAGAGGGAGAGACUAGAGGUGGAGAGAAUGCAGCUUCACAAGGACCAGGGUCACUGAGAGAGGGAGAGACUAGAGAUGGAGAGAGAAUACAGCUUCACAAGGACCAGGGUCACUGAGAGAGGGAGAGACUAGAGAUGGAGAGAGAAUACAGCUUCACAAGGACCAGGGUCACUGAGAGAGGGAGAGACUAGAGAUGGAGAGAGAAGAGAGAAUACAGCUUCACAAGGACCAGGGUCACUGAGAGAGGGAGAGACUAGAGGUGGAGAGAGAAUAUAGCUUCACAAGGACCAGGGUCACUGAGAGAGGGAGAGACUAGAGAUGGAGAGAGAAGAGAGAAUACAGCUUCACAAGGACCAGGGUCACUGAGAGAGGGAGAGACUAGAGGUGGAGAGAGAAUAUAGCUUCACAAGGACCAGGGUCACUGAGAGAGGGAGAGACUAGAGGUGGAGAGAGAAUACAGCUUCACAAGGACCAGGGUCACUGAGAGAGGGAGAGACUAGAGGUGGAGAGAGAAUACAGCUUCACAAGGACCAGGGUCACUGAGAGAGGGAGAGACUAGAGGUGGAGAGAGAAUAUAGCUUCACAAGGACCAGGGUCACUGAGAGAGGGAGAGACUAGAGGUGGAGAGAGAAUACAGCUUCACAAGGACCAGGGUCACUGAGAGAGGGAGAGACUAGAGGUGGAGAGAGAAUACAGCUUCACAAGGACCAGGGUCACUGAGAGAGGGAGAGACUAGAGGUGGAGAGAGAAUACAGCUUCACAAGGACCAGGGUCACUGAGAGAGGGAGAGACUAGAGGUGGAGAGAGAAUACAGCUUCACAAGGACCAGGGUCACUGAGAGAGGGAGAGACUAGAGGUGGAGAGAGAAUAUAGCUUCACAAGGACCAGGGUCACUGAGAGAGGGAGAGACUAGAGGUGGAGAGAGAAUACAGCUUCACAAGGACCAGGGUCACUGAGAGAGGGAGAGACUAGAGGUGGAGAGAGAAUACAGCUUCACAAGGACCAGGGUCACUGAGAGACGGAGAGACUAGAGGUGGAGAGAGAAUACAGCUUCACAAGGACCAGGGUCACUGAGAGGGAGAGACUAGAGGUGGAGAGAGAAUACAGCUUCACAAGGACCAGGGUCACUGAGAGAGGGAGAGACUAGAGGUGGAGAGAGAAUACAGCUUCACAAGGACCAGGGUCACUGAGAGAGGGAGAGACUAGAGGUGGAGAGAGAAUACAGCUUCACAAGGACCAGGGUCACUGAGAGAGGGAGAGACUAGAGGUGGAGAGAGAAUACAGCUUCACAAGGACCAGGGUCACUGAGAGAGGGAGAGACUAGAGGUGGAGAGAGAAUACAGCUUCACAAGGACCAGGGUCACUGAGAGAGGGAGAGACUAGAGGUGGAGAGAGAAUACAGCUUCACAAGGACCAGGGUCACUGAGAGAGGGAGAGACUAGAGGUAGAGAGAGAAUAUAGCUUCACAAGGACCAGGGUCACUGAGAGAGGGAGAGACUAGAGGUGGAGAGAGAAUACAGCUUCACAAGCACCAGGGUCACUGAGAGAGGGAGAGACUAGAGGUGGAGAGAGAAUAUAGCUUCACAAGGACCAGGGUCACUGAGAGACGGAGGAUAGGAUCGCAUCAAAUAAACUUUUGUCACAUGCUUCGUAAACAACAGGUGUGGACUAACAGUGAAAUGCUUACGGGCUGUUCCCAAUAAUGUAGAGAGAAAUAAUAGAAAAAUGAUGAUGAUAAUAAUAGAUACAUAAUUAGAAAUGUUUACUUUGUUAUAUACACAGGGUACCAGUACCAAUUCGAUGUGCAGGGGUACAAGGUAAUUGAGGUACAUACAGUGGCAAUAAAAAGUAUGUGAACCCUUUGGAAUUACCUGGAUUUCUGCAUAUAUUAGACAUAAAAUUUGAUCUGAUCUUCAUCUACAGUAAAUCACAACAAUAGACAUACAAAUGAUUGUAUUUUUCUUGUCUUUAUUGAAUACAUAAUUGAAACAUUCAGUGUAGGUUGGAAAAAGUAUGCCAACCUCUAGACUAAUGACUUCUUCAAAGCUAAUUGGAGUCAGGAGUUAACUAACCUGGAGCUGGAGCUGCCCUGCCCCAUAAACACUCACAACAUUAGUUUGCUAUUCACAAGAAGCAUUGCCUGAUGUGAACCAUGCCUCGAACAAAAGAGAUCUCAGAAUACCUAAGAUUAAGAAUUGUUGCCUUGCAUGAAGCUGGGAAGGGUUACAAAAGUAUCUCUAAAAGUCAGUCCACGGUAAGACAAAUUGUCUAUAAAUUGAGAAAUUUCAGCACUGUUACUACUCUCCCUAGGAGUGUCCGUCCUGCAAAGAUGACUGCAAGAGUACAGCGCAGAAUGCUCAAUGAGGUUAAGGAGAAUCCUAGACUGUUAGCUAAGACUUACAGAAAUCUCUGGAAGAUGCUAACAUCUCUGACGAGUCUACAAUACGUAAAACACUAAACAAGAAUGGUGUUCAUGGGAGGACACCAUGGAAGAUGUCACUGCUGUCCAAAAAAAACAUUGCUGUACAUCUGAAGUUCGCAAAAGAGCACCUGGGUGUUCCACAGCGCUACUGGCAAAAUAUUCUGUGGACAGAGGAAACUACAGUUGAGUUGUUUGGAAGGAACACACAACACUGGAGGAAAAAAGGCACAGCACACCAACAUCAAAACCUCAUCCCAUCUGUAAAGUAUGGUGGAGGGAGCAUUUGGGGCUGCCUCAGGGCCUGGACAGCUUGCUAUCAUCGCCGGAAAAAUUAAUUCCCAAGUUUAUCAAGACAUUUUGUAGGAGAAUGUAAGGCGAAUCUGUCCACCAAUUGCUGCUCAAUAGAAGUAGGUGAUGCAACAGGACAACAACCCAAAAGACAGAAGUAAAUCAACAACAGAAUGGCUUCAACAGAAGAAAAUAGGCCUUCUGGGGUGGCCCAGUCAGCCCUGACCUCAACCCGAUUUGAGAUGCUGUGGCAUGACCUCAAGAGAGCGGUUCACACCAGACAUCCCAAGAAUAUUGUGGAACUGAAACAGUUUUGCAAAGAGGAAUGGUCCAAAAUUCCUCCUGACCGUUGUGCAGGUCUGAUCCGUAACAACAGAAAACGUUUGGUUGAGGUUAUUGCUGCCAAAGGAGAGUCAGCCAGUUAUUAAAUCCAUGGGUUCACAUGCUUUUCCCAACCUGCACUGUGAAUGUUUACACGGUGUGUUCGAUAAAGACAUGAACAAUUAUACUUGUUUGUGUUAUUAGUUUAAGCAGACUGUGUUUGUCUAUUGUUGUGACUUAGAUGAAGAUCAGAUCAAGUUUUAUGACCAAUUUAUGCAGAAAUCCAGGUAAUUCUAAAGGGUUCACUUUUUCUUCCCACCGUAUGUACAUAUAAGUAUAAAGUGACAGAUAAUGAACAGUAGCAGCAGCGUAUGUGAUGAGCAUUAAGGGAUAUCUACGAGAGAAGUGCCUGGAAGAAAAGCAAAAGAAGCGGGGACAGUGUGGUCUUUAUCUCAGUGCAGACAGGCCAGGUAUGAGCCUCUAUGAGCAGUCACCUCUGUGGUCCACCUCUCCUGUCUGUCUCAGACAGCUCCAAUAGCUUGUUACUGUUCAGCGUGAUCCACAAUGGGUUGAAACGAGGUGAACAGCUCAACCAAUCAGACAGUAAAACCAUCAAACUGACCUUAGAUCAACAGGGCGUCUUCAUCCUACUCCAGGUUGUUGACAAAAGGACGUUAUCCAGUUUUAUUUCCCGUAGAGGCGGGAUCAAGAUUCAAACUGCCACUCAAACUCAGGAGCCGCUACCAAUCACAUUUAAAACAUCUCCCUGCCAAUCAUUCUGUUAUGUUUGUGGACUUUGUUGCGUUAAAAUAGGGAUUCUUUCAAUUCAAAGGAGAUGUUAAUUGAACAAAUAUAAUCUGUGUCUACCACAGGAGGUUGGUGGCACCUUAAUUGGGGAGGACAGGCUUACGGUAAUGGCUGGAGUGGCAUGGUAUCAAAUACAUCAAUCACGUGGUUUCCAUGUGUUUGAUGCCAUUCCAUUCACUCCGUUCCAGAUGUUAUUGUGAACAGUCCUCCCCUCAGCAGCCUCCACUGGUGUCUACAAUGUGUGUUUGUGUAAAGUGAGUGGUUGUGUACUGGGAGAAACUGUUGUUUUGUCCCUGGUGAAGUUUUGUGUAGCUCAGUACUACCGUCCAUGUACUGCACAGGAAGUGGACAUAAUGUAGAGUAGCUGUAAACUCAAAGUACAGAAUGCUCUACGGUAUACUACUGUAUGUGACUCAAACCAGUGUCAUGCAAGGCUUUACAGAGAUUGUCUUUUUUUUACCAAACCUUUUGUCUUUUUUAAUGGUGCUAUUUUGAUUGUGUGUUUAUGGUUUAGUACUAUGGUGGAAUGUUCUGUGUGUGGUGUUCUAUAUUAGCCCAGGCAUCCAAGGAAAGAGUUGAAGAUCUCUGCUGGUUCGGUCUAUUUUAAAAGAGAUGAAAAAAGGCUAAUGUUGCCUAUAUGCUUUCUGCAUUGCCUUUAAGACUCACAAUAAAGGAUAUAAAUGAA